AUGUUUGCCCUGUUGUACCUGUUAACUCACUGGAGCCUUCUUAAUUCAGGAGAAAUCCCUGCAGAUAAGACUUGCAGUAGCUUGCCUCAAGCUUGGAGUGUUCCCCGAGGGGAUCGAAUAGAGCCUGAACCUGUGAUGAAGUGUAGCUAUGCUCAAGCUGCCACUGAUCAAGGUGGUAAAAGGAAAAGGCCUCCAGUAAGCUGCAAACUAUACGAUGCAAGGUCAAAAAGGAUUAAAAAGAUGGGCUGGAAACCAGAAAUAGUUCUAAAUAUGUGCAACGAGCUUGCCAAAAGUCUCAAGCCACCCCCUUUCUCGUAUUUGCUAAGUGAUCAAGAGGCAUCUUCACUUAUCAACACUGUGAUUGGCAAUGUACCACUUGGGUCUUACCUUGGCUAUCAGCUGUUUUACAAGAAAAAAUCCCAAACUGUGCAAGAAUCGAGCCCUUUCCUGACCUACCAUUGGCUAAUUUGAACAACUCAUUUAUCCCUCCAGUUCUUAAUCAACCUCAGAAUGAUGUCAUUAAAAAAAUAACUAUUCCUCAUUGGCAGAAUCACAACAGAUAGAAAAAAUAACUGUCCGUCAAUCUCUGGAGCCAGAAUUGUUGUUUCAAAGAAGCAAGAGACUAACAGCAUCCAAUUUUGGCAAAGUUUUAAAAAGAAAAAGACCUCCCACUGAAUCUUUUGUGAGAGACAUAUUUGUUCCAAAGGAUUUAUCGAAGGUAUCAUCCAUUCGUCAUGGAAGAUAA
This is a messenger RNA of Pocillopora meandrina, 745 nucleotides long. NCBI's taxonomy places the organism in Eukaryota, Metazoa, Cnidaria, Anthozoa, Scleractinia, Pocilloporidae. The record is from the annotation of a GenBank genome assembly.